This is a messenger RNA of Peromyscus leucopus (white-footed mouse), 3074 nucleotides long. It is a transcript of the gene Poglut1, whose product is annotated as protein O-glucosyltransferase 1. Gene Ontology annotation, molecular function: UDP-xylosyltransferase activity; UDP-glucosyltransferase activity. The coding region runs from base 430 to 1383 and encodes 317 amino acids. Gene Ontology annotation, cellular component: endomembrane system. Gene Ontology annotation, biological process: positive regulation of Notch signaling pathway; protein O-linked glycosylation. The transcript is spliced from 11 exons. The record is from RefSeq and is a predicted model, not a curated record. NCBI's taxonomy places the organism in Eukaryota, Metazoa, Chordata, Mammalia, Rodentia, Cricetidae.
GAUGGAGCGGCGGGCGGGCUGUCGGCUUGGGCCAUGGAUGCUGUUACUGCUGCUGUUCCCGGUGCAGGGCCGCCAGAAGGAGUCAGAUACCCGAUGGCCCAGGUAGAGGAGCAGACUUGACUCAAGCCCCGACAAGUUACACAAAGAAUCCUUCUUGGCAUUUCGUUUCCACUACUGGGAAAGGAAGGGGAUUUCUACAAGUGUUGGUCUUCUGUUGCUUCUGCCUGCUGCUUGCAAAUAGGAAUGCCAAGGGUAUUUUGUUAACUCUCAUUUCCUUCACUUUUUGAAGGCUCAAAAUGGAAAGUAUUUAUUGACCAAAUUAACAGGGCUUUGGAGAAUUAUGAACCCUGUUCAAGUCAAAACUGCAGCUGCUACCACGGCGUCAUAGAAGAGGACCUCGCUCCUUUCCGAGGUGGGAUCUCCAGGAAGAUGAUGGCCGAGGUAGUCCGACGGAAGCUAGGAACCCAUUACCAGAUCAUUAAGAAGCGAUUAUACCGGGAAGAUGACUGCAUGUUUCCCUCCAGGUGUAGUGGUGUCGAACACUUUAUUUUGGAAGUGAUUCAGCGCCUCCCAGACAUGGAAAUGGUAAUCAAUGUUCGGGACUAUCCUCAGGUUCCUAAGUGGAUGGAGCCAACCAUCCCUGUCUUCUCCUUCAGUAAGACUUCGGAGUACCAUGAUAUCAUGUAUCCUGCAUGGACAUUUUGGGAAGGGGGACCUGCUGUGUGGCCACUUUAUCCUACAGGUCUUGGACGGUGGGACCUCUUCAGAGAAGAUCUGGUAAGGUCAGCAGCACAGUGGCCAUGGGAAAAGAAAAAUUCUACAGCAUAUUUUCGAGGAUCAAGGACAAGCCCCGAAAGAGAUCCUCUCAUUCUUCUGUCUCGGAAAGAUCCCAAACUGGUUGAUGCAGAAUACACCAAAAACCAGGCCUGGAAAUCUAUGAAAGAUACCUUGGGGAAGCCAGCUGCUAAGGAUGUUCAUCUGAUAGAUCACUGCAAGUACAAGUAUCUGUUUAAUUUUCGAGGUGUAGCUGCAAGUUUCCGGUUCAAACAUCUCUUCUUGUGUGGUUCGCUGGUCUUCCAUGUUGGUGAUGAGUGGGUGGAAUUCUUCUACCCACAGCUAAAGCCAUGGGUUCACUACAUCCCAGUCAAAACAGACCUCUCCAAUGUCCAGGAGCUGUUGCAGUUUGUAAAAGCAAAUGAUGAUAUUGCUCAGGAAAUUGCUAACAGGGGAAGCCAGUUCAUCAAAAACCAUUUGCAGAUGGAUGACAUCACCUGUUACUGGGAGAACCUCUUGACUGAAUACUCCAAAUUUCUGUCCUAUAAUGUAACAAAAAGGAAAGAUUAUUAUCAGAUCACUCCCAGACUUUUGAAAACUGAACUGUAGUAGUCAUCAGAGGACUGGAAUCCUGACAGUGGAUCUGGGAUGCUCUGUGGUGAAAUACCAUGGGUGUGACACCUAUAUUUUGAACACCUUUGGUCAAACCAAACAUCCAGUUUUCCUUAUCAUGUUAUAUCUGGAGGGACUCUUGAGAAAGAUCUAAAAUGUGUUUAAUGAACAGAAAUGAAACAGCUCAGCUCUUUGAAAUCAUGAACUAAGGAUUUGGAACGACAUUCUAACUUUCAUUUUCUUAGGAUCAAUCACAGCUUGUGCCUCAGGUCAUCUACAUGUAUCAUCACUGUGAAAUUGAGUGGGUCUAGGCCCUUUGUCCUGUUAUUUGGAGCAGACCAUCCAUCCUUCGGUGCAGUUCAUAUCUGCAACUCUGAAGUCAUUCUAGGCUUGAUGUCUGUUGCUUUAUUUUAAUGUAGAAAUCCUCUGGGCUUUGAAAAGCCCCACGGUGAUCAUUUCCAGAAGCAUCUAAGGACGUAGUGGCUGUGCCGUGCGGCGCUGUUGGAGUUCUCUUUUGUAGAGCCUAACUUCUUUGGCACUCAGGAGGCUUCUCUAAUGCUUCAUUUGCAUGAGUAACUUUUGCAGGUGGAUUUCAAGUGCCCAUUUUGUGCCUUCGUGUCCUUUUUAUUCUCUCUCUGAAAGAGAGAGAUAAAGAGAGAAAUUUCUUAAUACAUUUAGGAAGCAGUCUUGGUUAAAACAAAACAAUGUCCCUGUAAUACUAGCACUUCUGAAGUAGAGGCAGGAGGAGGAGUUCAUGGUCACCCUCGGCUACACGAGAGUUCAAGGGCAGCCUGGCUACCUACAUGAGGUCCUGCCUUAUAAACUCUAACUCACCUUUUGCACACCUUUGAUUUUGCCUUCUUAAAUUAGUAGCAGCAGGACCAUCUCAAUUUGCAGAGACCAUAAUCUUCAUAUGUGAACACAUCAUAAAGUGGCAGUUUAUAGAGCAUUUAAUUUUCAUUUUUUACUCCCAUAGGGGAUAUUUUAGUGUAAAUCAUUAUUGGAGUACUUCCUUAUUCUGAGAAAGAUAUACAGACAGUUUAUUUCAAGUUACAGCUCCAACAUCACCUUUCUGAACCUCAUUCUUGGCAGUUAGGGACUAUUUUUACAAUCUGCUCAUGCCUGUAUUAUGUGCUAUCUCACUGCGUUGUGGUUACUGGCUAUUUCUUUCAUUGUUCUGUAAGCUUAUUGAUGGUGAGAAUGAUGUUUCACUGCUCUUGAUGUCUCCAUUAUCCAGCACAGUGCCUCACAGAAUAAUUACUGAAGAACUAUUGGGGGGAUGGGUGAGUAGGGGGUGGAUUGAUACAUUUACUUGGCUUAACUAAAUUCUAUUUUUAAACUGCUCAGUUACUGGCUGAGGGGAUGAGAUGCAUUGUAAGAAAUGGAUCAAUACAGAUCCUCACUUGCCCUCUCAAGUAGCAAGGGGUAUCUUUGUUUUAAAAACAAGUUACUCAGAUUUUAUACUUACCUGUGUACCUCAGUGUAGAUGGUAUGAGAAUGACGUGUAACACCAUGGAAAGUGUAUGCUUUUGAAAAUAGUUUGUGUGCUCACACUUCUGAAGAUUUUGUUAUUAUUCAUACUAGCUCAGUCCAAACUUACCAUUUGCUCCUCAAAAAAUUCAUUCUCUCUACUGUGGAAAAGGUUACUGUUGUUUUCAAUAUAACCAAAUAUAGUAUGUUUUCUAAGA